Molecule: messenger RNA, 1416 nt
Organism: Protobothrops mucrosquamatus (brown spotted pit viper)
Lineage: Eukaryota; Metazoa; Chordata; Lepidosauria; Squamata; Viperidae
Product: zona pellucida sperm-binding protein 3-like
Exons: 9
Coding region: 1-1416 (471 amino acids)
Biological process (GO): egg coat formation; positive regulation of acrosome reaction; binding of sperm to zona pellucida
Cellular component (GO): extracellular matrix
Molecular function (GO): acrosin binding
Source: RefSeq, a predicted model, not a curated record
AUGGAGAACCAUCUAAGAAUAUGGGCUUUGUUGCUUUUAAUCACUGGUGUUUCUAGUCAGAACUCCUCAGUUUCGGUGUCCUGUGGAAGCUCGCAUCUAGUGAUCACCGUUCCUGUGAAUCUCUUUGGGACUGGUGUGAUGGUUAAUGCCAAUGAGCUGAUUCUGGGAACUGACUGUACAGUGACAGCUGUACAUACAAAUGUUCUCCUGCUGGAAUAUCCUCUCUUUGCUUGUGGAGCCAUCAGACACCUUCUUCCAGGGAGCAUCCAUUAUAAGAACACUCUCCACUAUGUGCCUUCUGCUCCAGAUGGGGUGAUCAGGACCAAUCCAUUCUCUCAUGCUAUAAACUGUUUCUAUCCUAGGUCGUGGAACGUCUCUUCCCUUCGACUCCGUCCUACUUGGGUCCCUUUCAGUUCUACCGUGGUGGACCAUCAGAGCCUGGUGUUUGCCCUGGAAGUCUAUGACAGUAGCUGGUCACAACCAAUGUCUGACCCUACUUACUAUCUUGGGGACUUCAUCAACAUCCAGGCAUCAGUAAGAAAGGAUAACCAUGUACCACUGAGAAUCUACGUGGAUGAAUGUGUCGCUCGCCCAAGUGCAGAAUCCUCGGUGAAAUAUGAGGUCAUCACAAAUCAUGGAUGCUUUGUAGAUGGGCUGCACAGUGGCUCCCAUUUUCUUGCCAUGAGAGAAGAUGGGUUUCUCCGUUUCCAACUGGAUACAUUUACCUUCAUUGGAGCCUCCAACAAUCAGAUCUACCUCAUCUGCCACUUGAAGGCAGUACCUGUUGGCUCAGCAAACCAUCUCAACAAGGCAUGCUCCUACGAUCACGCCACUGCAACCUGGAGCUCUCACGAAGGGGUUGAUUGCUCCUGUUGUGCAUCUCAUACUGGCUGUGGCAGCAAAAGAAGAAAAAGGAGACAGCCGCAGAGCAGAGGAACACUUGGAGAAGGAGAUCUCAAACUUGGUCCCAUUGAACUGAAAGGGGAGCAGCCUCACACCUCUCUGGAGCAGAACGGUUCCAGGACCUUGAAGCUGAUGUCCAUUGUGACCAAUUCUGUUCCUGCUGUGCCCGUCACAUCUCAUGCUGCUAAACAAUCUCUGAACCAGAUGGUGAAUGUUAUCAUGAGGAAAGAAGGAAUGAAAGAAGAUGACACCAGGUUUCAUCUCCCCUUUUCCACUGCCACCAUGGUCAUAUUGGUUGCCUGUUCCUUCAUUGUUUUGGUGUCCAUCCUGGGCUGUUAUUAUUCCAACAAACAUUCACGCAGAAGAUACCAAAUGGAGAUGAUCCAGUCAGUUCUAAGAGAAACUAGUUCUGCAGCCAUGGCACCGGCAUCAGUUGGAACAUCUGGUGCUGGAACCUCUGGGCAGUCCAGCGUUGCUUCUAGGAAACCUGAUGAUCUAGUAGCUGUAUUUUAG